Brugia malayi is the source of this 150-nucleotide messenger RNA. RefSeq lists its product as uncharacterized. The coding region runs from base 1 to 150 and encodes 49 amino acids. Lineage: Eukaryota; Metazoa; Nematoda; Chromadorea; Rhabditida; Onchocercidae. The transcript has 2 exons. The record is from RefSeq and is a predicted model, not a curated record.
AUGAAUCACCAGAUAAAAGCUUCAGAUUUAGUGUGUAUAAAAGAUUUAACUGAUGCUGGAAACCUUCACAUCAUUGUACACAAAAAUAAAAUAGUCAAGGAAACAGACAAAAAUUCUCAUUUAUUGCAGACAAAAGGAACAAAGCAGUGA